This is a messenger RNA of Phytomonas sp. EM1, 171 nucleotides long. NCBI's taxonomy places the organism in Eukaryota, Euglenozoa, Kinetoplastea, Trypanosomatida, Trypanosomatidae. The record is from the annotation of a GenBank genome assembly.
AUGUCCAUGGUCCACCUCACUGAAAAGGACGUAACAGGCUUCCUUUCGGGAAGCCCGCAUCACAAAUUAUUAGGGGAAAACAAUAUGAAGGAUGAGAGCCACGCAGUUUUGCUCAUCAUGAACAAGUACCCAAUUUCAACUCUCUGCUAUCAUUUAGGAUAUGUGAUUUGA